Protomyces lactucae-debilis is the source of this 201-nucleotide messenger RNA. RefSeq lists its product as uncharacterized. NCBI's taxonomy places the organism in Eukaryota, Fungi, Ascomycota, Taphrinomycetes, Taphrinales, Protomycetaceae. The record is from RefSeq and is a predicted model, not a curated record. The coding region runs from base 1 to 201 and encodes 66 amino acids. The transcript has 2 exons.
AUGGAAGCUCGUGCCGUCAACCCUGCACGCUUCCAAUGGUCCGAGGUAGACAUUCACAAGGCUGAGAACAAGGACUGGUUUGAUAAGUAUUGCUUCGAUGUACCUGUCAUACAUUUUGAUGCGUUGGGCAAGCACAAGAUCAUGCACCACAUCAAGAAGGAGGAUAUACUCACGAAGCUGGCUGAGGUUGAUGGUCUUUGA